This is a messenger RNA of Lampris incognitus (smalleye Pacific opah), 474 nucleotides long. RefSeq names its product ETS domain-containing transcription factor ERF-like. Gene Ontology annotation, biological process: cell differentiation; regulation of transcription by RNA polymerase II. The transcript has 3 exons. NCBI's taxonomy places the organism in Eukaryota, Metazoa, Chordata, Actinopteri, Lampriformes, Lampridae. Gene Ontology annotation, molecular function: sequence-specific DNA binding; DNA-binding transcription factor activity, RNA polymerase II-specific. The record is from RefSeq and is a predicted model, not a curated record. The annotation marks the transcript as partial. Gene Ontology annotation, cellular component: nucleus.
AUGGACUGUAACUGCGUCAGUGAUCUGCUACUUCCCCCGAUGCCCACCCUCUGGACACCAGGCAUCGCCUUCCCCGACUGGGCCUACAAGCCUGAGUCGAGCCCCGGGUCCAGACAGAUCCAGCUGUGGCAUUUCAUCCUGGAGCUGCUCCAGAAGGAGGAGUACCAGGGAGUGAUCGCCUGGCAGGGAGACUAUGGGGAGUUCGUCAUUAAGGACCCGGAUGAGGUGGCCCGCUUGUGGGGGAUAAGGAAAUGCAAACCUCAUAUGAACUAUGACAAGCUGAGUAGGGCGCUGAGGUACUACUACAACAAGCGCAUUUUGCACAAAACCAAAGGGAAGCGCUUCACCUACAAGUUUAACUUCAGUAAGGUGGUGUUGGUGAAUUACCCCCUCCUGGACAUGUCCAAUUCUCCUUUCCUGCUGGCCCAGAACCACUUCAACGGGGGCUCCGCUGUGCCCGACUGCAGCCCGGAG